AUGACAGAUAUCAUAAAUGGUGGCUUUGCAGAACAAGUAGAGACCAAGGCGCCGCCUGGAGAAACAAAUUACAUACCACAUCAUGGUGUGUAUCAUCCAAUGAAGAAGAAGAUGAGAAUAGUGUUUGAUUGUUCCGCGAAGUACGGCGGCACCUGCCUUAACGAUCAUCUGCUCAAGGGACCGGACAUGAUAAACUCAUUGGUGGGAGUCCUUUGUCGGUUCAGGAAGCACAAUGUAGCAGUGCUAUGUGAUGUUGAGAAGAUGUUCUUUCAGUUUAGGGUCGCUGAGGAUGACCGAGACCUCCUGCGCUUCCUGUGGUUCCAAGAUAACGACAUCAACAAGGAGCCAGUGGAUUAUCGCAUGAACGUCCAUCUUUUUGGUGCCGCUUCUUCGCCAGGUUGCGCCAAUUAUGGCUUAAAGUAUCUGGCUAGACAUUGCAGCAAUGAAUUUCCAUUGGCAUCUCGUUUCGUCGAGCGCAGCUUCUAUGUGGAUGAUGGGCUGGUGAGUGUAUCCAGUGAAGAGGAAGCCAUUCAGUUGGCCAAUGAAGCCAGACAACUUUGCAGCAAGGGUGGCUUACGUCUCCACAAGUUUGUUUCGAAUUCUAAGGCAGUUCUGGAGAGUCUGCCAAAGUCUGAGCGUGCCAGUGAUGUCACUGACUCAAACUUGGAUUUUGAGGAUCAAGUAGAGCGUGCUCUGGGGAUAGUUUGGAAUGUGGCCACGGAUGCCUUUUGUUUCAGAAUUUCCCUGAAAGAGAAACCAAUGACACGGCGGGGAAUUCUGUCCAUAGUCGCAUCCCUUUAUGACCCUCUCGGAUUUGUGGCUCCGGUCGUUCUCGAUGGCAAGAGAAUCCUUCAAGAAAUGUGUCGUAGCGGGCUUGGGUGGGAUGAUCCAGUACCCGAGAACCUGCAAUCAAGGUGGGAGCAAUGGUGUAAGGAAAUCCCGCAGCUAGAGGAGCUAAGAAUACCUCGGUGUUAUCAUCCUGCCGAGUUUGGUGAUCCUGUAACAGUGCAGCUACACCAUUUCUCGGAUGCCAGCAAGUCUGGUUAUGGCCAAUGCUCUUAUUUGCAUCUUGUUAACCAGAAAGGAGAAGUUCACUGUUGUCUGAUCUUCGGCAAAUCAAGGGUUGCGCCAACCAAGGUGGUUACAAUUCCCAGGUUAGAGUUGACAGCGGCAGUUGUGUCAGCUAAGGCGCACUCUAUGUUGAAAGAAGAGCUAGAGUAUCAUGAUGCCGAAGAUUUCUUCUGGACAGAUUCCCAAGUAGUCCUGGGAUACAUCCACAAUGAUGCGCGGAGGUUCCACACGUUUGUUGCUAAUCGAGUCCAGCUAAUCAGAGAUAGGACUUCUCCCGACCAAUGGCAUUAUGUCUCGACUGAUCAGAACCCUGCUGACCAUGCUUCCAGAGGAUUGAGCGUAAGUCAGCUGGGUAGCACAAAUUGGUUCCAAGGACCAAGCUUCCUCUGGGAGAAAGACUUUGCAGUAGGAAGUAUCUCUCCGACACUCGCCGUUGGGGAUCCGGAAGUGAGAGCAACCAACCUAUCGACAACUACUCAUUCGGAACCGUUGAACCUCCUCUCGCGCCUUACCAGGAUCUCUAGUUGGAAGAUGAUGAUCAAGGUAUUGGCUCGUCUACGGAUGGUAGUGAAGGGAGCAAGACAAGGUUCCUUAGUUCGUGAGAGAAAGGACGCAGAGCUGUUCAUUCUGCGGUUAGUUCAACAGGAAGCUUACCCUGAAGAAAUCAAGGCUCUGACGUCGGACAAGACCGUUAAAACGACAAGUACCAUCCAUGACCUUGACCCAAUAAUCCUUGAUGGGAUCAUGCGAGUGAAGGGCAGACUUGGCGAACUAUCGACAGAAGUGGCUCACCCUGUUAUCCUGCCCAAGCGUAGCCCUAUCACUCGGGCGAUUAUCCGCCACUUCCAUGAGGACAUCAAACAUCAGGGUCGAGGAAUGACGCAGAAUCACCUGAGAGCCAAUGGAUUCUGGAUUGUAAACGGAUCUAAAGUCGUUGCAGAGGUAUUGCGAAAGUGUGUGUCAUGCAGACGUCUUCGUAGGCCUCAAGAAGAGCAGAAAAUGGCAAACUUGCCAAGAGAUCGAGUAGAACCUUCGGCUCCUUUCACGAAUGUGGGUAUGGAUUGUUUCGGUCCUUUCUUUGUAAGGAGAGGUCGUUCUGAUAUUAAGCGAUAUGGGCUUAUAUUCACAUGUCUCUGUUCAAGAGGUAUCCACAUUGAGAUGCUCGACGACAUGACUACCGACGCAUUCAUCAAUGCUCUCCGCUGUUUCAUAGCAAUUAGGGGAGCUGUCCGACAGAUUAGGUGCGACCAAGGCAGUAACUUCGUAGGAGCAAGAAACGAGCUCCAAUCUGCAUUGAGAGAGAUGACUUCAGACCAAGUGAAUACGUACCUUGCAGACCAGCAAUGUGAAUUUGUCUUCAACGCCCCUCACUCAAGUCACGCAGGUGGCGUGUGGGAAAGACAGAUUCGAACCGUCAGAAGUGUCUUAAGGGCUACCAUAGACCUGUGUCCAGGAAGACUCACAGACUCCGCUCUUCGUACCUUGUUUUACGAAGCCAUGGCAAUCGUCAAUAGCCGACCGUUAACAGUGACCAAUAUGAAUGACCCAAGUGCGGAUGCACCUCUCAUGCCAAACCACCUCCUUACUCUGAAGAGGACGGUUCCAUUGCCCCCUCCUGGGCAAUUUGUGAAGGAGGAUGUGUACACGCGUAAAGCCUGGAGAAGGGUUCAGUUCUUACUGGAACAGUUCUGGUCAAGAUGGCGGAAAGAGUACUUGUUGGGACUUCAAAGACGACAGAAAUGGACGAUGCCCAGACGGAAUUUACAAGUGGGAGACAUUGUAUUGCUCACUGACGAUGAAGCUCCGCGUAUGAAAUUGCCAAUUGCGAUGGUCGCAGAAGCCACUCCUGAUGAAGAUGGUCUGGUCAGACGGGUACAGGUGCGCGUUGGAACGAAAGACCUUGACAACAAAGGUCGUCCAAACAAGAAGCUUGCCGAAUACUGGAGGCCGGUUCAGAAGCUCGUACUGCUUCUGGAAAAGGUACCUCCAUAG
Molecule: messenger RNA, 3063 nt
Organism: Strongylocentrotus purpuratus (purple sea urchin)
Lineage: Eukaryota; Metazoa; Echinodermata; Echinoidea; Camarodonta; Strongylocentrotidae
Exons: 1
Coding region: 1-3063 (1020 amino acids)
Biological process (GO): DNA integration
Molecular function (GO): nucleic acid binding
Source: RefSeq, a predicted model, not a curated record